GGUUUUCGCGAGACCGAUGGGAGGACGGUGGAUUAGCAUGCACAUUCCUCCUCCAUUACCUCACACUCGGAGAAGGGGCUGCUGGGAUCGUGGAGGACCUGGGCUCUUCUGCCGCCUUGCUUCAGCUCUCUGUUUAGCCGGCGGCGAGCCCGGGUUUCCUCGUCCGGUUUCGCUGUGCGGUUCCCCCCCCCCCCCCGCACGCAUACACACACACACACAGCCUGCCUUGCCCUGCCCUGCCCUGCCGGGUCCACCUCUUCGGCGCUCACCAGCCCUGGCCCAUGGCUUCAUGAAGCGCGGGGCGGUAGAGGUGGCGGCGGCGGCGGCGGCGGCGGGGAGGCAAGAGCAGGAACGGCGGCGGCGGCGCUGGUGGCGGCGACGGUGGUUGGGUUGAAAGAGUGGCUGGGGCAGGGAGCCAGGAACAGAGAAGGUUUGGGGAACAGGAAUGGGCCGUGAGAGGAGAAAAUUCAUUCCAGAUAUAAAAUAGCUUCCCCUUCCACCUGCCCCACUACCCCUUGGCAAUAUAAGGUUUCUGCUUUCAGGUUCUACAGUGCUCCAGACAGCAAGUGCUGAAUCAGGAUGGGAAAAAGACGCUGUGUUCCUCCACUUGAGCCCAAGUUGGCAGCAGGCUGUUGUGGGGUAAAGAAACCCAAAUUGUCUGGAAGUGGAACACACAGUCACGGGAAUCAAGCCACAACCGUGCCAGUCUCUAGUUCAGGUCCUCUUCAGAACCACCAGCAUGCAGACGGGGGCAAUGGAAGGGAGAAUGUAUCAGAUUUGACUUUGUGCCCUGGAAACUCUCCAAUUACUCGAAUGAAUCCCACUUCAGGAGCUUUGAGUCCACUUGCCCGGCCAAAUGGAACUGCCAACAGCACCAAGAACCUAGUGGUGACAGCGGAGAUGUGCUGCUACUGCUUUGAUGUACUCUACUGUCAUCUUUAUGGUUUCCCUCAGCCACGACUUCCUCGAUUUACCAAUGAUCCCUAUCCACUCUUUGUGACAUGGAAGACAGGGCGAGACAAGCGACUUCGGGGUUGCAUUGGAACUUUCUCUGCCAUGAAUCUUCACUCAGGACUCAGGGAAUACACAUUAACCAGUGCACUUAAGGACAGCAGAUUUCCACCCCUGACCCGUGAGGAGCUGCCUAAACUUUUCUGCUCUGUCUCCCUCCUCACUAAUUUUGAGGAUGCCACUGACUACUUGGACUGGGAGGUGGGAAUCCAUGGAAUCAGAAUUGAGUUCAUCAAUGAGAAAGGUGUCAAACGCACAGCCACAUACUUACCUGAGGUUGCUAAGGAACAAGAUUGGGAUCAGAUUCAAACAAUAGACUCCUUGCUCAGGAAAGGUGGUUUUAAGGCUCCAAUUACCAAUGACUUUAGGAAGACUAUUAAACUCACCAGGUACCGCAGUGAGAAGGUGACAAUCAGUUAUGCAGAAUACAUGGCUUCUCGUCAGCAUUGUUUCCAAAAUGGCACUCUUCAUGCCCCGCCCCUCUACAAUCAUUACUCCUGACACAAGGCUGCAUGACCAGUCCCGCCCCCCAGCUGCCACUAACAGCUAUGACAUCAUUGGGGCAGAUGCCUCCUCUUCCUGGUCCAGUUACUUCUAUUACUGCACCAUUUUAUGAUGCUAGCUUCCGUUGCCAAGUCUGCCUUCCAACUAACUGAGGGUGGGGGAUACCAUUGGGUGCAGCUGAACUUCAGGGGCCCAAGCCUUACCUCAUCCUUCCUCCAGAAUGAGGGCUUAGUUGGAUUGAGGCUCCAAGACUAGUUGCAGUUUGGUUGAGAUAACCUUGGGAAUGGCAGUACCAGUUCAGAUUGCUCUGUCUGUGUGUUAAAUUGCACUGUGUUUAUUUGAAUUGUUAAUUAUGACAACCCCCUUGAUCAAGUAGGAGAGUUCUCCUGGCAGUCUGGGCAACGGAGUCCAACAAAAUAUUUUUAGGUUAUUUUUAAUUUUUUUUUAACCUCUGAUAUUUCUCUACCAUGAGCUGAUUAGUCCUAAUACAUCCCGGGCAAGCAGAUGACAUGAAGUGUUACAAGAAAGGAUGGUAUGAUUUGAAGGGGAAAACAAAACUUACUGCAGAUAAAAACUAUGCUUACACAUAUCCAGGAGGUUUCAUUUCUCACAUCUACCUGCUUUUGCUUUUGAUACACAAGGAAGGUAGCCUACUAGAUAAGACAACAAUGCAUGCAUGAAGAUGAAGUGCUGUGGAUUGUCUAUGGGAGAGACUUGGGUUUCCUUGUCGCUCUAGAGUAUGAUCUCCCUCUUUUGGGGCUUCUUCUGGGUGUCUGAGCUGCAAUACAGGCAGCAGGAUCUGCUGUUGGAUUGGGGCAGGUCUGUUCCCUACAAAGCCAUUAUUCUAGUAAUAAAGGGUGUGAAAGUUGUUUAUAGGAAAUGCUCUGUGAGGCCUGUACUUAUCAGGAAGCAGCUUUCUCUAGAUGACCCUUAUAUCCAGGUAAAGAAAUAAACAGUAAAUGUUAGCCUUUAAGUGGCUAUCAAAUACAGGUGCCAUUGCUGCACUGGUGCUUCAGUCCAAAAUACAUGUACAUGGAAGUAAGUCAAAUUGAUUUAAAUUGAAAAUGCUUCCAGAUAAUGGAACCUGAGGAAUGUUUUCAUCCAAAUAUAUAUACACUGUUAACUCAGAUCCAUGUUUGAUUGUCUUGUGGAUUUUUUAAAAAUUCAUUUUCCCAUUGUUGCUGGAUACCCAUAAAUGGAAACCUCCCUUUUCCAUUCCAUCAUCCCAGUUCUCCUGUGUGAAUCACUAAGUGAUAUCAUGAAUGCUGGCAUUAUGAUUAAUCUUAAAUGAAUCCACAGGAGUUAUAAAAUGGUCAUGCAGGACUUCUGAAAAUCUUGGCAAUCAGCACUGAUGGGCAAGAAAACCCAGGUGAAGAACAUAUUUUGAAAGUUGGGUACUAUAUAUCCAGAGUGUGUAGUAACAGGAGCUUUAUAGGUGACUGACGGAUCCAGAAAUAGAUGGGAUGUGGGUAUCUGGAUUUUUAGGAUGAAUGAACAAUGCCUUGGUGGGAAUAAGGGGUAAAUGUCUUGAAGCAAGGCCUUGAGGCAGUCUGAACACAUACUGCAUCUCUGAAGAGAAGUAGAAGUAGGCAUGAAUGCCCCAUAUAUGGUGGUAAGCGAUAUUUGCCAGUAUCUGGCUUAAUUGACCAGGCAAACUGCUGGCUGAUAGGAAGGAUGGAGAGCAAGUUUACAUUAUGUUCCUUGCAAAAGGAUGGUUCAGAGAGUUUAGGAAGCCUCCAAAUUGCAUAUUGUUCAAGCACUACUGUUCCUUCUAAUGGCUCUGAAGAAAAUGUAUGCUCAUCAGUGAAUACAUAUCUAGAUGUGAGGGGUGGGGGAAGGAACUUGUAUUCCAGAUACCUGCAGUACUGCCCUGCUUUAGUUUUGUACUGGAUUGUUCAUGUAGAUUGCCACUCUUUCCCUUCUGAUGAUGUUGAAAUGUGUUUGGAUUUGAAGGGACUGUUUUCAUGAUUUCCUGCUACUGAGAAUAAAUCAGCCUUGUUACCAAUUAGAGUGAUUUGUAGUUACUGUCCCAGAUGCCCUGGAUUGAUGGGAGAUUGUAGAGGGGAGAGGAGGGUUCAGCUCUGGUCAUACUAUCCAUCUCUGCUCUCAGACAGUAUUGAAACAUAGGGCUACACUAAUUAUUAUUCAAGUGUUCUAUGUUAGAAUUUAAAUUGUAAAGAUUUUUUUAAAAAGCAAAAAGGAAAAAAAAAUGGUGCUAAACUUUCACCCCUGAGCACAUUCGGUGAGACUGGUCAUGCAGGCAUAUAGUGCCGGGCUAUUCAAUCCUGCUUUCUUUUUUCAAAUGUUUGCCCUGUUAUGUGUCUUCAGCAGUGUAUAGUGUUAAUUAUUUGAUUUGAUUUAAAAGGUGGGGGGGGGAGUUUAGGAGCCAGGUGUGAACCUUGAAUGCCAUUCUAAAGAACAGACUCUUAGAUGUGACUUGACCUACUUGGUUUAAUUUUAUUAUUACACUGAAUUAAGUUAAAUUAAUUUUGGAGUGAGAGAUGGUCUCAUUCCCUGCCCCUGUUUCCAUCCAACCACCUGGUCUGUAUAAAUAGAAAUGCCUCUGUUAAAGUUGGGUUGUGGAUUUUUUGUGUGUUGGGCAUUUUUUUUUUAGUGAGUGGAACAGCAAACAGGCCAUGAAGCAUUAACCAGUCCUUGAAAAAUGGACACCCAGCAUCUGUCUCCAUGUGGUGUUUGGUUACAGUAUGGUUGAACAAGUAUGUCAUUCCUGCAAAGUGUGUAUGGGAGGGACAGCUUGUCCUUUUCUGUCUCCCACAUAGCUCUGGUGCAUUGAGAUGAGCCCAGACUGAAACGUACAUUUCAGCUGCCUGAUAGACAAGAUAUUAAAAAGAUGUUGGAACAGAGAACCAAAAUAGCCAACAGAGAACGACCUGUUCUAGAGUCCUCAUCAGUUGUAUUUUUCAGCUGAAUAGUGAAUAAUGUGUUUGCUUCAAGAUCUUAGCAAUAGCCUUCUGGCCCGAUUGAGAAUUGGCUCAUCCUUAGCUACAAGCAAGUGCCUUUUGGUCUAGAUGGGUUUAUUUCAGGACAACUGUGGGUAGGAAUUUCCCUUGCUGCAGCCAUGUAUUGUGCAUGUGUGUGUGUUUCUCUUUUCCCCUUCUGUUGCAUCAGAGAAUUUCUUUGAUCACUGGGGUCUCAUUGUUUGAAUGUUUCCCUUUGAGAUUUUCGCUUUUCAUAGCAAACGGCCAAUCUCAAUAGAGGCAUUUCAAUCUGAAAGAUGUUAAAGGUCAAAAUAUCACAUCUACAGAUAUCACAUCUGAAAAUUUCAAGGGCAAAGUAGUCUGUAAAUUUUAAUCUUCAAGAUUUAAGUUUUGCACAUAAUUGUGUUCCCUAAUCCAUUCUUAACGUUGCAGUCUUUGCUGACUGAAUGCUGUUUUCUGUUUGUUUCCAAAGCCAAAAUUAUUAAAAUUUUGGUUAAUUUUCUUUUUAAAGCAAGGAACCUCUUUUGACCUUCAGUGCAGAGAUGUCAGACCAAUUCUUUGUUAUUACACUUGGUUGCCUCCUAGCUAUAUAACUUCUGAGUGUAAAUCAUUGAACUUUACCCUCUAAUGAAGUAUUGUAGAAAAUAAAUUGUAAUGGAUACAUUUUUA
Molecule: messenger RNA, 5123 nt
Organism: Hemicordylus capensis (graceful crag lizard)
Lineage: Eukaryota; Metazoa; Chordata; Lepidosauria; Squamata; Cordylidae
Gene: AMMECR1L
Product: AMMECR1 like
Exons: 8
Coding region: 580-1512 (310 amino acids)
Source: RefSeq, a predicted model, not a curated record